AUGUCUCAGUCCUGCCUUCCAAGCAACUUUGUCAGACAAGGACCAGACAGGAAGGCUGUUGCGGACCCAUCAACUUUCUCAGGUAGUUGUGAUGAUCCAUUGAGAGGUGGCAGAGACAACACCAGUAGCAGCACCAGUAAUCUUGUGGAUAACAAUGCUGCUGAGUCCCAUCCCCUCACCACUGACACCUGCCCAACCAGCACUUCAAACAUAACCCUCACUGCUCCUCCCGUCCAUCGGCAAUCAUCUACCGGUCGGCUGGCCAGAAGUCUGCAGUUGAGAACGAUCAGUGACGAGGCUCAAUCCAUGUCGAUGAUUGUUCAUCCUGGUAGUGUGCGCAGGAAUUAUGAGCCUGUACAUCAGGAGAUGGAGAACUCAACCAGUGUACCCACAACACCUGUCCCAUCAAAUCCAGCACCGCGGGCCAUAGACUACAAUAUCUAUGCCACCAAGAAGACAGUCUCCCAGGGUUUAUUGGCUGUUGCUCUUCUAAUGGCCAAUGCUUCACAGCUUAAGAGUCUUGUCAGCAUUGGCCAUGAGUUCCGCUUCUUCCGUUUUGUCACAGCCCUCAUCAUCAUCUCCAUCUCCUUACAGUUGGUCACUGGUGUCUUCCUUCUCCUCCUCGGCAGAGACAACCUGAACGAUGUCUACCGGCAACACCGGCUAGACCGUCUCAACAACUGGACAACAGGAUUCGUCUUCACCAUUGUGGUCAUCAAUGUCUUCAUUGCAGCCUUUGGAUUACAGAGUUGAUCUGUCAAGUAUGACAGUGGUGUCAUAAAGACAUAGUAUAGAACGCAGCAGAUUUCAGGAUUUCUUUACAAGGCACGGGUAUUUGUUUUAAUAACAGGAUUCAUGAUAGUUUGUUUAGACAGGUUUUUUUAGUGUUGAGUUACCCUCUGUUGGUAAUGAUGUGCCAAAAAAAGUAGCAUGCCAUGGUUAGUACUUAGUUGGAUCAGUACAUGUGAUUCUACAGUACAUGUUGCAUAUUGGAGACUAACAUGACCUACAUGUAUUCAACUUAAUACGUACUUGCUUUUUCUGUUCCUCUCUUCCACUGCUGAAAUUAUGUACAUGUAGAUAGAAAGGAUAUCCACCAGGAACUGUAUUGACAUCUCAGUACAAUAUGAUACAUAGCCAUAGUCCAUGAUUACACCAUUUAUUUCCUGUUUCAGAAGUUCUAAAUGUAAAUAACUGUGAGUGUGUGCUUAUGCACUCUGUGGUUAAAUGCAAUUUGGUUUGUGUGUGUGUCUGUGUGUGACCAAUGCUUAGAGUUGACAGAUGUACAUGUACUCUUCUGGGUGUCUUCAUUUUGUGAUGCAGGUGCAUAUUGUGAAUAUUAUGAUAUGUGCAUGCCUAGUGGGUAUGAAUUGGAAUGAACAAAACAAAACAUCCUGGUACUUUAAGGAUUAUCUAGAUUUCUGGAUUGGACAUCUGAAGGCCAGGUUCAAUAACCUCCGUGUAUUAACAAGGGAGCACAUCAUUUACAAUCAACAAUCUGUCUUAGAUUGACACACCACGUGUAUCAUACAUACAGGGUAUGUUGUUUGUUCAGCUCUCAUAUAGUACACAAAGUCAUUUGAUAAAUCUGGAGUAUACUCAUGUUAGAAGCAGGUACUGGUAUACAUGUACAUUGUGUGGUGCCUAUUCACAUAUUGCACCAUGGUUUCUCCAUUGGUGGCCACGGGGGGGCACAUUUGCAUGGAAUGGAUGAGGCCCCUAACCUGGGGUAGCAUUCACUGCAGUUUCCUCAAAGGUGGAAGUUUUGUGAGGCUGGUUUCUUGGCAGGGCAUUGCCACAUUACACCUUUUGUCCUCAGUGCUUGAAUGUUUUUCAGUGGACUGAAUGUUAUCAGGCUUGAAUUCAUUAAUCCAAAUUGUCAUUGACUAUAAGUAUUUUAGUUACAAGGCAUUCACGGUAAAGGUUUCAAAUGAGGGAUUAUCAAAUGGGCAUUUUACCUGCUCCAGGCCCCAUAUGUUAAGGAUUAUACUGUCCAUCCUAGAGUACAGUAUAUGCAUGUAGUGUGUCUGGUUAUGAUCCUCCAGUAAAUGAUACUUGUAGAUUGUAAAGAGAGCCAUCCUCAAAAUCACAACAGGUUCCCAAGGCCAAAUGCAUUUGGUCAGUCACACCAUGGAGCUAGGACUAGGUGGUCAUGCCAUUGUUCUGUGGUCACAUAAUGGCCACACUGGCCACAGCAAUCACCUCCAUCACUCACUGUCCACCCAGUGACCGGCCAAUUUGCAUUCAGGGUAGCCAGGUCAGUGGUAUAUUAUCCAAAAACAUUUAGCCCACCUUCCCAGUGACCUUGUCUGUCAGUGGUCUGUCUGACAGCCAUUGGUUAAUAUGUAAUGGAUGAUGAUGACCUCUGUAAGGAUUCUCCAGCUGGCUGACCUCUGUCCAGUAUGUCUCUAUCAAAUCUUGAAACAAUUUGAAGACUUUACUGAAAUGCUCUGUGAGUUUUAUCUCAGACUACAUCCAAAUGUGGUGUCUAGAGCUACGGUAGGUCUAAGUCCUCUCUUUAUUGGAAAUACAUGGAGGCAUACAGACAGUAGAGCUAGCCGUAGCUCUGGAAGUCCAUUUUGGACAUGGCCUAAGCCCUGUGCACUGACCAUCUAUGCAUGACAAGGCACUGCUUACAUGAACACCAGUAAUUACUGAAGUCUUUGAUAUCUUCAUGCUCAUAUGAAACAUUCACAUGCAUACCAUAUCCAAAGUUUUGUUGAAUUGUCAGCAUACAUGUAUUACAUCUAUUUUGAUCAUGAUUUUAUGUCUUACAGUUGAAAAGGGUUGACACCUUACAUUUCACUUUAGUAAUAAAGGUAUUGCCUUGUGCACAAUGUACUAAAGAUUGGGGGGGUGUGAGACGGGAGGUGUGAGACAGUAGAUGCACUGGAGCUGUGAGUGCUGCCUCAAGAGUGUACUCUGUAACGACUGACCUUGCAUGAGUACAUGCACCCUCUGUCUUUAGUUUGCACAAAUUCUGUUUUGAAGAAUUUGGCAGAAAAGUUGGUGAAACGUGAGUCUAACUCCUGUACAGUCCCCACAGCCAUGUGAGCCAUGUAUCCUGGUUGUUCAGUUUAUCUUCUUCCUUUGGUGUUUUGUAUCUGUCCCGAAAUAUAACCCUGUUUUUAUUCUAAGCCCCUUGUUGGUCUGGCACCCAGACCCACAGAGUCCUAGAUGCUGCUUUUAUAUCAAUUGGUCAGGUUUUACUGGGGUUUCCCUGACCAGUUAAAUACUUUACCAUACUGUCAUGGUAAUUGUUCUGAAUUCUGUGGCACGUAUCCUUUCGUGUGAUUGGAUAAACAUGCCAGAAUCCUUCAUGUGUAAGGUCUAAUGUAGUGGAGGGCCACAUAUUCAUGCCAUGUACAUUUAAUAAUUUAUGUCAGACUAUUUAUUGAAAAUCUGUUACUCGAGUAAUUUAAUUGUAUUUAUUAAAAUAAAGAUUGUUUGGGUUUUGAUUGGUCUGCAGAUACCAGGCUACAGUGGAGUUAAAUUUAUUUUUUGUAUUGCAUAUUUACAAUGUACAAAUGCAUGAAAGUACUACUUUAAAUGUUUGCACUUUUUCAAUCUGUUAAAGGUUACAUUGUUCACAGUUUAUUUCUACAUGCUGAAAUUACUUCUGGUAAAUAGAAUGGUUUAAUAGAAAAAGAACGAAAUGAUACUCCCCCUGCAUUACAUUGACAGGAAGCUACUAGUAUGUCACGUGCUUUGCAAUUAAUGUUUGCCUGGCAGGAUCAGUGCUCUGUGUAAAAUUUCUCUCCACGUGCUAAUCUCAAUUUCUCACUGUCAAUUUUUCCCCUCAGAUCGGAUUCAAGGCCUGAACUACUUUUUUUAUAACAGGAUUCUUGUCUGGGGUCCUGAGGACCUAAAGUCAUUGGGGACGUGUCUUGGUUGUUGUGACCUACCAUCUGUGAUAAAUGUUUGGGGACAUGGCUAGCCAUGUGUCACUUCCUUGUCAUUGGGGUACAUGCUACCCACACCUGAUCUGCAUGAUUGUGUCUCGUGACAGGUCAGAAGUGAUAAGGUCAGAUGUGUAAUGAAACAGGAUCUGGCAAGUAAUGACAUUCCUUGCCUUGUGACUGUGUUCACAAUCUUGUCAAGGAACUCCUCUGCCAAGAACCAUCAACUGAUCAAUAUGACUUGCCAUUUUGCAAAACAUCUGUAUCAGAGAUCUUUUUUAGAAUUGGUCCCAGCCCUGUGAAAGUAUCCUCUUAUCGCUCUGUAAGAAAUUUAUAAUCGUGAGGGAGCACAUCUUUGCUUUCAGAAUGAAGUCCAAUGGUAACAAACAUUACAUGUACCAGUAAAUGAUGGGCUCACAUGUGGCAUAUUCAUGCAUAGCAUACAUUUAGACCCUGUUUGAACCUAACUACAGCAAGGGAUUGUGAAAUUCACAUUCUAAAUUGGCCAACUGUUUAACAUCUCUAUGCACAAUAUCUACCUGUGUACAGAAUCUAUCUGUACUUCCAGCAACAUGAGAAUUAAUCUUAAUAGAUAACAGUUCUGUGUCAGGAUCGGAUACAACUGGUACUGUAUUUUCUGUUUGCUCACAAGAUAAGACAGGUUUACUUAACACCGAUUAUAUUCAUUUUAAUCUGAUCACAGGACUUAGUGUAAUGUAUUCAUCUACCCAGAGGAGUGUGUGGUAUGGUAGAGGGUGUAAUUUGUGUAGGAGUAAUGAGUACUUGAGCUAGACAAGUAUAUAAAAUAAUUGACGAUCAUGUUGUGCAAUAUUUGUGGUAAAGUACAUAUCCUUUAGAGCCCUUUCCUUCAUUGGGGGUCUUAAAUUGGAUUAGAACAUGUGCAUGUAUAUGUCUGCAGUCAUGAAAAUGGAGGCUAGUUCAUCUAUUUAUUUAAAUUGGUAAUUUGACUGAUAUCAAUAUCAGAUGAUGAUGUGACAUAGCCAAAGUUGUAUAGCAGUGUAGAGAAUAAAUAAUAAUUGAAGUUCACCCAGACCAAAUA
Molecule: messenger RNA, 4959 nt
Organism: Acanthaster planci (crown-of-thorns starfish)
Lineage: Eukaryota; Metazoa; Echinodermata; Asteroidea; Valvatida; Acanthasteridae
Product: ninjurin-1-like
Biological process (GO): cell adhesion; tissue regeneration
Cellular component (GO): membrane
Source: RefSeq, a predicted model, not a curated record